Messenger RNA from Carlito syrichta (Philippine tarsier), 415 nucleotides. Its product is annotated as phosphatidylinositol-glycan-specific phospholipase D-like. The record is from RefSeq and is a predicted model, not a curated record. Gene Ontology annotation, molecular function: GPI anchor phospholipase D activity. Gene Ontology annotation, cellular component: extracellular matrix; extracellular region. The transcript is spliced from 2 exons. NCBI's taxonomy places the organism in Eukaryota, Metazoa, Chordata, Mammalia, Primates, Tarsiidae. The annotation marks the transcript as partial.
AAGAAUGGUAUUCUAUUUUGUGUUCUGUAUCUUAGCUUCACUCUUGUGAUGCCAGCAGGCACUGUGGUUCAUUUCAGAUGAUGUGUCUAAGAUGGCGUUCCUGACCAUGACCUUGCACCAGGGUGGAACCACCCGAAUGUAUGCACUCACAUCUGAUGCGCAGCCUCCGCUGCUCAGCACCUUCAGUGGAGACCGCCGCUUCUCACGGUUUGGUGGUGUUCUGCACUUGAGUGACUUGGAUAAUGAUGGCUUGGAUGAAAUCAUCAUGGCAGCCCCGCUGAGGAUAGCAGAUGUAACCUCUGGACUGAUUGGGGGAGAAGAUGGCCGAGUUUAUGUCUAUAAUGGCAGACACACUACCCUUGGUGACAUGACGGGCAAAUGCAAAUCAUGGAUAACUCCAUGUCCAGAAGAAAAG